Daphnia carinata is the source of this 810-nucleotide messenger RNA. RefSeq names its product protein OPI10 homolog. Lineage: Eukaryota; Metazoa; Arthropoda; Branchiopoda; Diplostraca; Daphniidae. The record is from RefSeq and is a predicted model, not a curated record. The coding region runs from base 131 to 733 and encodes 200 amino acids. Gene Ontology annotation, biological process: protein import into nucleus. Gene Ontology annotation, molecular function: Hsp70 protein binding; nuclear import signal receptor activity. Gene Ontology annotation, cellular component: cytosol; nucleus. The transcript is spliced from 3 exons.
UUUGGAAAAAAUUCGAAUGAAAAAGGAUAGUAAUCGUUGCGAUCGCGUUUCUGAACCACUUUGUACUUAUAUUAUCUUGCGAACCAUAUUCUGUCUCGUGGUCCAAAACUGAAUCUUUCAAUUCGCUGAAAUGUUUGGUCUUAUUGUGGCGGGACGUUUGGUUCAAACAGACUUUCAACAAAUAUCAGAGGCACAGUUUGCCAUUACCAUUCCCGAUGCUGAUAACAUCAAUCAUUUAGUUGUGUUUUUAACUGGCACUGUACCAUUUCCAGAUGGAUUUGGUGGAUCAGUGUACUUCCGAUGGCCAGAGCCAGAUCUAGCAACACCACCAGUAUGGCAACUUCUAGGCCACCUCACAAACACUAAGCCAUCAAACAUCUACAAAAUCACUGGGUUGAAGAAGAAUCCAGGUGGUUUCAAUCCAAGUCCAUUCGGACAGAAUCAGGGUGGAAUACAUCACCAUGCUCAAAUAGGCAUAUCCAUUGAUCCUCUUAGUCUAAUUUCCACACAAUCCCCUAGUGCCAUUGCAGAACCAUCAAACACUACAACGUUUCAAGAAUUUGCUGAGCGAACUAUUCAACAUCUUUUCAAUUUUGUGGCGAGUUUUGGUGUCACACAAUCUCAGAUGACACCCAAUCCCACAGAAACUUACAUACCCAUGUCUGCAUUAAGAAACUGGUAUACUAACUUCACCAGAAAACUAGAACUGAAUCCUCAGUUCUGGAGAACCUGAAGCUCAUUGAAUAAUCAUUAUUUGAUGAAAUCAUAAUUGUUACCAUGUGUUCAAUACCUCCUCCUUUUGAGAAUAAA